AUGGGCACUUUUCUCCGCCCGGAUCGCCCGCUGCGUCGUGAGCAGCUCCUCCUCGAGGGUUCGCUUUUCAUCCCGCAGGGAAGCGAUCUGGCGCUCAGCAACAUCGAGCUCUGCCCUGAGCUGCUCCAUCGCUGUGGUCAAGGCGCGAGUAUCGGGCAACAUCUCUGUUUGGGAGAAGGCAUCCACCCGCCGUGCGCCUUUGGCGGUCGCGGAGACCGUUUCCCACUCCACGCCACCCUCCCGCGCCUUGUCGAGGCCACACGUUUCCUUCGUUUUGCCCCCCUCUUGGUGCGGCUCCUCCCUCUUGGUCGUCUCAAGAUGGAUGUGAGGUUCUAA
Molecule: messenger RNA, 336 nt
Organism: Phytomonas sp. EM1
Lineage: Eukaryota; Euglenozoa; Kinetoplastea; Trypanosomatida; Trypanosomatidae
Source: the annotation of a GenBank genome assembly